AUGGGAAAUACUAGCAGUGCACCGAAGAUCUCGUCUCAGGAUCGGGCGAUCCUUGAUCUAAAGAACCAGCGCGAUAAAUUAAAGCAAUACCGAAAGCGCAUCACCGUUCUCACCGACCGCGAGACCGAAAUCGCCAAAGAAUGCCUGGCGCAGAAUGAUCGGCGACGAGCACUUCUCGCGUUGAGGCGCAAGAAAUACCAAGAGUCACUAUUGGAUAAGACUGAUGGCCAGCUCGCGCAGUUGGAGCAAUUAGCCAGUCAGGUAGAGUUUUCGCUUGUACAGAAGGAUGUCUUGUUUGGCUUGCAGCAGGGUACCGAGGUCCUUCAAGCGAUCAAUAAGGAGAUGGGUGGGAUUGAAGGCGUCGAAAGACUUAUGGGAGAGACGGAGGAAGCACGCGCUUAUCAGGAGGAGAUAAGCCGGAUGCUCGAGGGCAAUCUUACAAACCAGGACGAAGACGAGGUCGAAGAAGAAUUGGAGGCCUUGCAGCGCGAGACCCAGCCCAAAGUUGUACCCAAGCUGCCGAACGCCCCGAACAACGCCUUGCCUACUCCGGAAGAGGCAGAGGAGGGACCAGCGGAACCAACCAAGUCCAAAGCGAAGACCCGGAUGCCCGCGCUGGCUGCAUGA
Penicillium odoratum is the source of this 627-nucleotide messenger RNA. Its product is annotated as ESCRT-III subunit protein VPS20. Bases 1 to 627 code for a protein of 208 amino acids. The transcript has 3 exons. NCBI's taxonomy places the organism in Eukaryota, Fungi, Ascomycota, Eurotiomycetes, Eurotiales, Aspergillaceae. The record is from RefSeq and is a predicted model, not a curated record. Gene Ontology annotation, cellular component: ESCRT III complex; multivesicular body. Gene Ontology annotation, biological process: vesicle budding from membrane; late endosome to vacuole transport via multivesicular body sorting pathway.